Messenger RNA from Polychytrium aggregatum, 1262 nucleotides. RefSeq lists its product as uncharacterized. The record is from RefSeq and is a predicted model, not a curated record. NCBI's taxonomy places the organism in Eukaryota, Fungi, Chytridiomycota, Chytridiomycetes, Polychytriales. Bases 178 to 1212 code for a protein of 344 amino acids. The transcript has 2 exons.
AAGCUUGGGCAUGAACACGAGUGCAGCAGCGACACCGAAGCGUAAUCUGAAAUGACUCACUUUCGGUUGGAUCUGUGCGGAAGGACGCCGAAGUAGCUUCUUGGCGGGAGAGGGCGGCAGGAAAGAAUUGGGCGGGAGCCGUCCUUCAAGAGCCCUCGAUGGACAGCAGAUCCAUCGAUGUCUCGCUCGCCUACGAUGAUUUCGCAUGCACUUGCAGUAGGCACAUUGAUGGUAGCUAUCGGGCUCCUGCGUGGUAUCCACGCCGUCCCAUACUCGCCCAAAUCUCUCGAUCUCUUCCUGCCUGGCCAUCCUUGGAACACCAAGGUUGACAGCAUCCCCAAGAGCAACCAGUCCGAUGCCAUCAUCAACUGGCUGAGCAGCAACGGUGGAUGGGGCAUGGGCAACACCUUGCGCAUCGACUUUUCGAUCAGCCUGCUCACCGCCGACAAGUCGACUCCGUUUCUGUCGUGGAAGACCACCGAUGACUGGUACUCACCCGACUGCGACUUGGGCAGCUUUCCCGUGCCGGCUGGCGGAGCCUUGGAGGGCGAGAGCGGGUAUGUUUGUGCCCACGAUGGCGACUGCCAUCUGCUGGUACAUGAUCCAGCGCAUAUGCGACUCUACGAGAUGUGGAGAGCCAACUAUGCCUCCGAGCCCAGCAAGUUCCAAGGAGGAUGCUUGGCGAUCUGGAAGCUCGACCGAGUCUAUGGGCCCCAUCUCCGCGGACAAGACUGUACUUCUGCCGAUGCUGGUGGCUUUCCGAUUGCUGCAAUGCUCUUCAGUGCCGACGAGGUGGCUUCUGGCACGAUUGCGCACGCCAUUCGCUUCAUCCUACCGAACCAGCGUAUCCGACGACUCGUCUAUGCGCUUCCAGGCACCCACUCAACGUCUGCAACCAGUGCGACGAAUCCAAACGCACCUCCGUACGGGGUGCACUUUCGCCUCAAGAAGAGCUUUGAUAUGACGCGGCUCAAGAGCAGCGGGGCUCGGGUUGUUGCCAAGGCUUUGCAGACCUACGGAAUGUUUCUUGCCGAUGGCGGAAACAUGGCACUGACGGCAGCCAACGAUCAGUUUUCCGUCAAAAAGUGGACGGAUGUUGGAAUCGACAGCUAUGCCUUGGCACCGAUCCAGGUUGGGGACUUUGAGGUUGUCAACCUGAGUCCCGCAAACACCGUCCACUACGCAGAAAACUGCGUCCGCAGCUCCAUCUAGCAGAUGCCGUGUCCGGGUGCUCUCAAUGCAAAGUAAAGAUCGUGCCAUAC